This is a messenger RNA of Diospyros lotus (date-plum), 433 nucleotides long. RefSeq names its product protein transport protein Sec61 subunit beta. The transcript has a single exon. Gene Ontology annotation, biological process: intracellular protein transport. The coding region runs from base 110 to 433 and encodes 107 amino acids. NCBI's taxonomy places the organism in Eukaryota, Viridiplantae, Streptophyta, Magnoliopsida, Ericales, Ebenaceae. The record is from RefSeq and is a predicted model, not a curated record. Gene Ontology annotation, cellular component: Sec61 translocon complex.
GGACUUUAUUUUAUUAGCACCCACAGUUUCUCUCCUCUUGCUUCUAAAAUUUCUCCUACGCUCUCUCUCCCCGUUUUUCCUCUCUCUCUCUCUCUCGAAUUUUCCUGUUAUGGCGAGAGGCUCGUCGCAGUCCCAAGCAUCGUCGUCCUCCACAUCCAGGCCCGGUAUCGUCGGCGGCGCCCCUCGCGGCUCGGCCGCCGCGACGGCCGGCAUGCGCCGCCGCCGUCUAGGCGGCUCCUCUGCUGCUUCCGGCGGAUUCUCCGGCGGUGGCGCCACCGGAAGCAACGUCCUGAGGUUCUACACCGACGACGCCCCGGGACUCAAGAUCAGCCCCACUGUUGUCCUAGUCAUGAGCCUCUGCUUCAUCGGCUUCGUCACCGCCCUCCACGUCUUCGGUAAGUUCUACCGCUAUCGAUCCGGUGCCGGAGCAUAG